AUGAGAGUUGGUCAUCUAGGACUCUUACGCGCACCGUGCCGUGUUGCUCCCUCGAGGAGAAGACCCGCCGACGCAAGCCAAAUCGGACCUUCACCCAACAAGUGUCUCCUUUGUUGCUUCUGGGAUUCGAGGGAAUGCUGUCUUAUGAGCAGCUCCCACAAGGCCACACCGUCACCAGCUCCAUAUACCCUAUCAGCUCCAGAAGCUCGCAUCGACCGCUCGAGAGAACGGCUGAGACGAGCUUUGGUGCACCUGCUCUACGAUAGCGCCAGGCCCCAUGUAGCUAAAGAAACCCAUGAAAAACUAGAGGAGUUAGGCUGGGACACGGCGCCACAUACCGCCUAUUCUUCCGACCUCGCCCUCUCAGACUACCACUUAUUCCGACCCCUCAAGGCUUUCCUAGCUGAGAAAAUCUUCACCAAGUAG
Molecule: messenger RNA, 426 nt
Organism: Necator americanus (New World hookworm)
Lineage: Eukaryota; Metazoa; Nematoda; Chromadorea; Rhabditida; Ancylostomatidae
Exons: 1
Coding region: 1-426 (141 amino acids)
Molecular function (GO): nucleic acid binding
Source: RefSeq, a predicted model, not a curated record